Messenger RNA from Suillus fuscotomentosus, 435 nucleotides. RefSeq lists its product as uncharacterized. The coding region runs from base 1 to 435 and encodes 144 amino acids. The record is from RefSeq and is a predicted model, not a curated record. NCBI's taxonomy places the organism in Eukaryota, Fungi, Basidiomycota, Agaricomycetes, Boletales, Suillaceae. The transcript is spliced from 3 exons.
AUGGCUGCGCUGCUCGUGGACGAAGAUUAUGAGAGCAGGCGAAGUCAGAAAAGGCUGAGCGAGACCGUGCAUCAAGGCAAAGAGCUGAAAGAGGCAGACAGAGAGGGAAUGGAAGUGUUGUUCAAAGGCAGAGAGGAGGGGAAAGGGGACAAUGGCCGGGGGGAGGGAAAAGCUACCUUGAAUGGCAAGGACGAUGAGAACGACAACGAUGAGGACGACGACAAGGACAAGAAUGACGAGGAUGAUGAGGAUGAGGACAAUGACGAGGACGAGGAUGAUGACGAGGAUGAUGAUGAGGAUGAUGACGAGGACGAGGACGACGAUGAGGACGAGGACGAGGACGAGGAUGACGAUGAGGACGAGGAGGAGGGGAAGUUCAGUACUCACAUCAAGUCAUCUAGGUCACUGCUGACGCCUUUCCUGGAGCUCGUGUAG